Molecule: messenger RNA, 2073 nt
Organism: Saccharomyces eubayanus
Lineage: Eukaryota; Fungi; Ascomycota; Saccharomycetes; Saccharomycetales; Saccharomycetaceae
Gene: FRE8
Product: putative ferric-chelate reductase
Exons: 1
Coding region: 1-2073 (690 amino acids)
Cellular component (GO): plasma membrane
Source: RefSeq, a predicted model, not a curated record
AUGUAUUCAGAAUCCGUUAUUAACUGGUUUGAAGAGCACCUUCCUACAUUUGAUGUUGAUGUAGACAAACGUUUUCGAGCUUUGAGGGUACGCAAGUACUCCCAGAUAUGUCUUUUACUUUCUUUCAUUAUAAUAUGCAUUAUAAUACCCUUAUUGAAUUGUUUGUUAUUGACGAACAAAUUCUUCAAGAUAUGUCAUCAUUUAAAGCAUCACGUUUUCAAUAGGCAGUCGUGGGUGCACAAGACGCAUAUGUAUCACAAUCAAUCAUUACAGUUGUGUUUGGCAUGUUUUAUUUUUACUUCAAUUUUUAUUGUUCAAGGCGUUAACAGGGAUCUCUUGGAAAUCACUAAGCGUAUGGGGAGGAUCUCCGUUGCUUUGAUGCCGCCUUUAUUAUUUCUAACUUUGAGACCAUCCCCAUUGCCUCACACGUUAUAUUUAGCAUUAUUACCUCUGCAUAAAUGGAUUUCCAGAAUUGUCGUACUCGAAUCUGUUUUACACACAUGGUUUUACCUUUAUUACAUGUACAUUAAUGGCGCGUUAUACGUCAAGAUGAAAAAGUUACCUAAUAUUUAUGGGGUUGCUGCCCUGGGUCUUUUCUUACUCAUUGCUAUUACCUCCGUAAGAUAUGCCAGAAGAUUAAGUUACAGAGUCUUUUACUAUGUCCACUACAUAAGUACAUGGCUCAUUGUCGUUUUGCUGCAUUACCAUGCCCGCCCCGGUAUCUCGUAUUACACCUCUUUGAAUGUGGCCAUCUUGGUGGGACAAAUUAUUUAUAGGCUCUACGUUUCAAAUACCACAGUAGUAACAAUCGUGCCCAUAUCUUCAUCAUUAUCUGUUCUGGAGUUCCCAUUAGUUGAUUUGCCCAAGCGUCCCAUCCUACCAGGUGGCCAUCUAAGAAUCAACGUAUAUCAUAAAAGUUUUUUGAAGAGAUGGCUUUCUCAUUUAAUACCCUUCCAACAUCCCUUUACCAUAGCCAGUAUACCAAGCGAUAGCUUGGUAAGAUUAAUUAUUAGAAAUGGGCACUUCCCAUUACGCACAAACAAGAAGUAUUACGUAACAGGUGCUUUUGAACCAGAACUAAGUUUUAUUUCAAAACCCAGUUUCCCUAUUGACGGUAGUACAAGGUCAUCGAAGAACCCAUUCCGUAACAACUCCUCAGCACUAAUUAGUUCGCCGCUGAACUUCGUCAUCAAGGCACAAAGAGUGUUUAUGUGUGUGGGAGGCUCGGGCAUUUCCUUCGGUUUACCAUUGCUUCGUAUUUUGAAUUUUAACGGUGUAAAUGUAAGACUACUUUGGGUUUCCAGAGAUUAUAAGGAUCUAGAAGUACUAAACCAUUUCAAAAACAAUUUCGAAGGUAUGGAAAUAUAUAUUAGUGGUACUGAAGGUAACGAACAGGAUAUUGAGAUCGAUUAUAUUGAUUACCAUGACCCCCAUAUAGACGUCGCGGAUGAAGGUACUAACACACCUUCGCGGGUACAGGGUUAUGGGCUAAGAGACGAUUCUAUGUUAUCAGACGGGACUGCGCCGUAUGCUGAACCCAACGAGAAUUCUGCUCUGUUGAGUAAGAAAUCCACUUUGAGAACUCACCAGUCUACCAAGACAAACGACAUACCUGACAGUAAUGCAGACGAUGAAAUAGACUUUACUUAUGCUUUUGGUAGAUCUAAGUCAAAGAAAAACAUCACCCGUGGGACCUUAACCACACAUUCCUCGCUCAAUGGGUCGAAUGUUUUCAGACAACCGAAGACCAUUGAGCCACCUGUACAAGAACAACAGGGCGAUUCGCCAUCAGCAACACCACCGAAAAAAAUCAGAAUACCAGCAGGGGUCAAAGUCUUCUUUGGUAGGCCUACACUCGGCGAUAAAGACUAUGAGUGGUGCCUGCAAACAGAAUGUGACGCGGAGACAGAUUCUAUUCAAUGCUGCAGGUGGGCAAACCAAGGCAGAGAUCACGCCGAAUACCUAUCGCAAGUGUGGGUGCUUGCUGCCGGCCCAAGAGGUUUAAUAGAAAGCACAAGAAGAUGGKCAGUAGACGGUGGACUGCACUUCCACGGAGAAAGCUUCGCAUUAUGA